UCCUGCCGGCCGUGCGAGGGGAGGAAGCAAAGGGCUCAGUAGGGGCGUACCCAGGAAGUACCGCACUCAACCCGGGGAACUGCUGCUGGUGCUGAUCAUGUCGGCUAGAAACCCGGGCACAGAGCUGGACCUUGGCUUGAUCUCAAGAGUGCAAGUGAAUCAACCCGCAGUUAUAAGGCAUGCAGAACAAAUUCAGUCACGAAGAACUGUGAAAAAGGAUUGGCAAGCUGCUUGGCUACUGAGAGCUGUCACCUGCAUAGAUCUCACCACCCUUUCAGGUGAUGACACCCCUUCAAACAUUCACAGGCUUUGUUACAAAGCCAAGCAUCCCAUCAGAGAGGAUCUUUUGAGAGCCAUGAAUAUGCAUGAUAAAGGUAUUACUACAGCGGCUGUCUGUGUAUAUCCAGCUAGAGUAGCUGAUGCUGUUAAAGCGCUCAAGACCGCUGGUUGUAACAUACCAGUAGCUUCAGUGGCAACUGGGUUUCCAGCUGCACAGACUUCACUGAAAACCCGAUUAGAAGAGAUUAGGAUAGCGGUGGAAGAUGGUGCCAAAGAGAUCGACAUUGUAAUUAACAGAACCCUUGUGCUGACUGGCCAGUGGGAAGGCCUCUAUGAAGAGAUCCGUCAGUUUCGUCAGGCCUGUGGAGAUACUCACAUGAAAACAAUCUUGGCAACAGGAGAGCUGGGAUCACUUACCAAUGUCUACAAAGCCAGCAUGGUAGCAAUGAUGGCAGGUUCUGAUUUUAUUAAGACCUCUACAGGAAAAGAAGCAGUUAAUGCCACCCUUCCAGUAGGCAUAGUCAUGGUGCGAGCUGUUAGAGAUUUCUACUGGAAAACUGGCAACAAGGUUGGAUUUAAACCUGCCGGAGGCAUUCGUACUGCAAAGGAUGCUCUUACCUGGCUCAUAUUGAUGAAGGAGGAGCUAGGAGAUGAAUGGCUGAAAUCAGACCUCUUUCGCCUAGGUGCCAGUACUUUGCUGUCCGAUAUCGAGAGACAGAUAUACCAUCAUGUGACUGGCAGAUAUGCAGCUUACCAUGACCUGCCAAUGGCUUAGCCAUAUGAAUAAUUCAGGAUGAUGUUUAUGAAGAGAAUUUAAAGAAAAUAAUGUCCUAAAGUCUGUCCUGCAACGGAGUCCAAAAGUGCAUAUAAAAGAACCAAUUCUCUGUCUUCAUAUUUUUGUUGUAUUUAAAAAUAUGUUCAAGUCUAGUCAGUGGUGCUUGAGCCAAAAUGGCGGGAUUUGGAGGUGUGUAAAGUAAAUCUGAAAUAGUUAGUAAAGAUUUGCAGUGUUAAUAACAUAAAGUCUUCCUCAGACCAGCCUGAAAAGCAUAUCAGUGGCAAUGAUAACAUUGUAAUACUAUGAAAAAGUUUUAAAUCGCCUAGUAAUACUUUCCAGGAGCCAAAUAUGAAGUAUCUGUGGAAUGCUACAGAUCUCUAAUUACUUUCAAGAGCUACAGAUUUUGCAGGUUUUUUCCAUGUCAGUUAGGCUGCAGCUUUAGCCAUAGACAUGUUGCUCUAUUAAUUGUGUGAUAGACCCAGGCCAGUUGGGUACAGCAGAAUAGCAGAAGGCAGAUAUACUGGCCACUGGAUUAGCAGUUUUCUGUUCCCUGACUGACCAGAGCAGGGGCUGCUCCAGGCUAAUGAGAACACCUGACUCUAAGAGUCAGGUGAGGCCAGUCAGUUAAUGUGACCACCUGACUCUAAUUAAGGCCCUGCUGAAACUAUGAAAAGGGCUCACUCCAGUCAGACAGGGAAGAGCCAGGGGCGAGGAAGUGCGGCAGAAGGACUGGUUACUGAAGACAUCCCCAGACCAUCGUUAAAGGAGCCCUAAGGUAAGGGUGAAGACGGGAGAAGCAGGAGAGCAGUGGGGAAGUGGCCCAGGGAAAUGUAGCAACUGUGGCAGUGAAAGGUUGGCUGCCAACAACUGCUACCAUUAGGGUCCCUGGGCCGGAACCCGGAGUAGAGGGUGGGCCCAGGUUCCCCCUCAACCCACCACUACAGGAACAUCUCCUGGGAGGAGAAGUCAGGCCCCUGUCAGGACAGGAGGCUGAACAGAGACUGUGGGAGUUCUCUCACCAAUCUCCUUGCAGGCCUAUGAUGAAAAGGGCUCAGUAGAUUGUAACCCUGGCCCUAGAGAGAGAAGGGCUACGUGGAGGGUCACAGUGAGCCACUGAGGCUAGCAUAAACCGCCUAGAAGCGUAGGACCCAUGGGAGCAAGGUCAGAGCUCUGCCACAAUUGUUACUUAAAUCAUAUUUCAGACACUGUAAUUGGAGACAAUGAAACUUGGCUAUAUUUUUAAAAUAAAGUGCCAUUGUAGCUAAAGCCAAAUUUUUCAAACUUGAGUAGUUAUAGUUAGGUAUCUACAUCCCUGAUUUCCAGAACAGCUAAGCAGCCACGGUUGCUACUGAUGUUAAUGAGAUCAGAACCACUGAAAAUCAGGGAAUCCGUAUCUCAAUGCCUAAAUAUACAUUCAGAUGCCUAUCUUUAGACACUCAAGUUUGAAAAUUUCAGCCUAACUUGCUUGGCAAAAACCUAAUUUUUAAACACGUUCAUGCAGAACUUUGCAUUUUAAUGUACAGGUUCAGAGUGUCAGUUUCUGAAUGUUGCUGCUGUACAAGAACUUACAGGCUGAGUUUUCGACUUUGUCUAAAAACAACUUACUUUUGACAUUUUUAAAAUGUAUAUGUAAAAAGAUAAGUUAUUUGAGAAGUAUCCUAUACACAGGGCUGCUCCCUGUCUUUUACACAUUGGGUAAAGUAGUGUUUAUACUUACAGCACUGUAACAAUAAUACCCAACUCACUACCCAUCUGCUGAUCAAACUUUAGUGAGUUGAAUGUACUAUGUCAUCACUGCAUUCUUCUUGGUAACUAGAAAUAUGGUAAAUCUUGAUUAUCUCAUUGCUGUAACUAGUCCCACUUACUUCAACGGAACUAAUCGUGUGAUUAAGGUGGAAGGGAUUUAGCCACAUAUCAAACUGCUAGUUUCAAGGAGAUUCUUGUAAUGUAAAAAUCAAGAUUUGGUUUAUUUAAUAUUGAAGUUCUACCAGAGUUCCAGCGCUUUAAAGUAGCCUACUGUACUAUUAGACAAAUGGAUACGCUGAACAGCAGGAAAAAUGGAGUACAGCAUUUACAGAGACUAUAAUCCUAUAUGCAAUACUUGGUACUAGAAAAUGUGUUUUAAGCUGAUUUCCUAGCAGGCAAUAGAGUCCAAGUGCCUCUGACCUUUUCUGGUUUUCUCCUGCAGCACACAAGAAUCAGCCUCUUAGAUUGAGCUGUGUAGCCAUAUUCUUUUUCAAAAUGAAGGUGGUGCUUUUUAUCACAGAGCUUCUCUCAGACUUCAUUGCAAGUCUUUAUGAAGGAAAAUUCCAGUUCUUGGGUAGAAUAACUUUGUGGCAAAAUUCUGCUCCUGUGCCUGAGCGCCCAGGCUGUGGAGAAAGGCAAAGGUAUAGCCCAAUGCAGCCACUUCACAUGGAAUAGGUGGCAGGCUAAUAUCACUUGCUGCUGUUAAGGGCUUGUCUAUAUUACCCCCUGGAUCGACCGCUGAGCGCUCUCCCAUCAACUCUGGUACUCUACCAGGGCGAGAGGCGCAGGCGGAGUCGACGGGAGAGCGUCAACCAUUGACUUACCGCAGUGAAGAUACCAUGGUAAGUAUAUCUAAGUACGUCAACUUCAGCUACACUGUUCAUGUAGCUGAAGUGGCGUAACUUAGAUCGAUUUCUCUGCCCCCUCAUCCUGCAGUGUAGACCAGGCCUAAGUCACAGUCAGAGAAGAGCAGCCAUAACAUGUAAACCAUAACAUGUAUGCAGCAUAUUUUUGAAUUUUUAUACCAAACCAUUUCAGAGGAGGAAAAAUGUAACUUCUGUGCUAAGACCUUCAAAUCCCAAUAUUUUGGCCUAAAGCUAUUUUUGUAAUUGCUAAAUUUCAGACAUUUUUGUAAGAAUUUAUGUACAACAUAGGGACUAAUAGCAUUCUGAGAUCCAUAGAUGAAGAGUGCUGUAUAGGUGCUGAUACAGUUAAAGGACCAGUUGCUGCCACCUUCACUACUCACAAUGAGUACCUUGCUUUGCAAGUAAUCUCAUUGAUUUCAGUGGGGCUACUCCUAUAAUUAUGUAUUACCUAGUCUAAAUAAAUGUGGCAGAAUAUGCUGCAUAGCAUAGUUAGGUGCCAAGCAAAAUUGCACACAAAAUUCUGCCAGUGCACUCCCAAUUCUUGAUCCGCAUCACCUGUUGUCCCAGGUUUGUUUUAUUUUGUUCUUUUCUUUGUCUUUAGACUCCCAUUAUACAGCCAUUGAAGUAAACCUAGAUUUAAACACAGCCUUUUGCAACUCCUCUGAGCCAUCCACUGCUCCUCACGUCUUUUCUUCAAGGUGUUAAAAAAAAAUGACCCAACUAAAAUAUUCAACUCGUGGACAAUCAAUAUUUUGAAAAAGCUGAACUUCUAGAAAGCAUCAUCUGCCCACAUUUUAAAUGCUUCUGUCUUGGAAUUUGUGAUACACUGAGAAAGGAGGAAAAUGAAUAAAAAUAAAAGUGAUUACAUUAAACCUG
Gopherus flavomarginatus (Mexican gopher tortoise) is the source of this 4542-nucleotide messenger RNA. RefSeq names its product deoxyribose-phosphate aldolase (gene DERA). The record is from RefSeq and is a predicted model, not a curated record. Lineage: Eukaryota; Metazoa; Chordata; Testudines; Testudinidae. Gene Ontology annotation, cellular component: cytoplasm. The coding region runs from base 98 to 1054 and encodes 318 amino acids. Gene Ontology annotation, biological process: deoxyribonucleotide catabolic process; carbohydrate catabolic process. The transcript has 9 exons. Gene Ontology annotation, molecular function: deoxyribose-phosphate aldolase activity.